Messenger RNA from Bemisia tabaci, 1593 nucleotides. It is a transcript of the gene Gmppa, whose product is annotated as GDP-mannose pyrophosphorylase A. Lineage: Eukaryota; Metazoa; Arthropoda; Insecta; Hemiptera; Aleyrodidae. Gene Ontology annotation, biological process: biosynthetic process. The record is from RefSeq and is a predicted model, not a curated record.
UAUCUUGUUAUCACCCACGCGUCAAUCUGCGUCAACAACUUUUGAUCAACAUUUUUAUCAUGAUUUUUUUGCCCUUUAUCAAUUGAAUCAUUUCCUUUCGAUCGCGUUCUACAUUGUGAAAGAAAAUAGCGAAUGAUUUAUUCUUUGACAUGUUAAAUCCACUUACACCAGGAAAGAAGAAUCCCAUUUAUAAGCUUUCUUAUUAGUGUCCUUUUCUGCUAUUUGCUGUCAUUAUGGAUAAAAGCAUGGUAAAAGCAAUCAUACUCAUCGGUGGUCCACAAAAAGGCACUCGUUUUCGGCCUUUGUCUUUGGAUACUCCAAAGCCUCUGUUUCCUGUUGCCGGACUACCAAUGAUUCAGCAUCAUAUUGAGGCAUGCACACGGAUCAAUAAUCUGAAAGAAAUCAUCAUACUAGGAUACUAUCCCACUAAUGAUCUUGCGCAGUUUGUUAGUGAAAUGAAUCAAAAAUAUAAGAUUUUAAUUAGGUACUUACAGGAAUUCACCCCUCUUGGAACAGCGGGUGGAAUGUAUCAUUUCAGGGAUCAAGUUAGAAGUGGAAAUCCUAGUGGCUUCUUUGUUAUACAUGGCGAUGUAUGUUCCGACUUCCCUUUGAGUCAAAUGCUCGAAUUCCAUGAAAAACGACCUGGAGCUCUAAUCACAGUUCUAGGAACAGAGGCAACAAAGCAACAAUCUGUAUAUUAUGGUUGCCUCGUUUGUGCCAAAGAAACUUCAGAAAUAACACACUAUGUUGAGAAACCCUCAACCUUUGUUUCAACUCUAAUAAACUGUGGUGUGUACUUUUGUUCAAUUGAUAUUUUCCAAAUUAUGGCAGACGUUUUCAAGAAAAAAGAAGAAGCUUUUUAUAAUGGAGAAAAUGGAUACGGAUCUGAAAAUGGUUGCAGUGGUAGCAUGCAGUUAGAAAAAGAAGUAUUGCAGCCACUCUCUGGUACUGGGAAGUCAUUUGUCUACCAAAUCACUGAUUGGUGGUCUCAGUUAAAGUCAGCUGGUUCAGCAAUUUAUGCUAAUCGCCACUAUCUUCAAGUUUAUCGGAACAAACAUCCUGAGCGACUUGCAAAAUCAAAGGAGAAUCAAGUGAACAUUAUCGGUGAUGUGUAUAUUCAUCCAAGUGCAACUGUUCAUCCUUCAGCCAUUCUUGGACCAAAUGUAUCAAUUAGUGCCUUUGCUACUGUUGGGCCUGGGGUGCGCAUAAGGGAAUCAAUAGUCCUUCAAGAAGCGGUCAUUGCUGACCACAGUUUAAUUUUAUAUAGCAUCGUGGGUCGAGGAACUAAAGUUGGCGAGUGGACUCGUGUUGAAGGAACUCCUUGUGAUCCUAAUCCAAACAAGCCGUUUGCCAAAAUGGAUAAUCUGCCUUUGUUCAAUUCAAGCGGGAAAUUGAAUCCUUCAAUAACAGUUCUUGGUUGCAGUGUCACAGUGCCCUCGGAGGUGAUCUUGCUAAAUUCAAUUGUUCUUCCCUAUAAAGACUUGACGAGAAGUUUCAAAAAUGAGAUCAUUCUUUGACCCGUUUGAUUUGAAUAUUAAUCGAAAUAAAUGGUUUUAUAUUUUUAUUAUUGUGAAUAAAUUAUAUGUAACUGUU